GCCACCACCAACCGGAAGUGAAUAUGCGUGUAUAUUUCAUAUGUCAAUGGUAUAUUUUGGCGGUAGAAAUCAUCUACAAGACAGUUCAGUGUUUCCAUUAUGCGGCUCCCCUUCUUGACUUCCAGGAGUGACAGUCCCAUCUGUGUUUGACAGGACGUCCUCCUAACCUGGACAGGCAACAGGGCAGUUUGGUUUCAACAGUUCUUCUCGUCUCCUCCAACGCUUUUAAAAUGUGGCUCGUGGUCCUUUCUGUCCCGCUGCUUCCUGCCUUCAUCAUGGUAUCCAGUCGGUAUCGUGUCAAAGUUGCCGCGCUGGGACACCGAGCUCUGGCCUGGGCGCUGAGGCUGGUGCGAGGGAGAGUGUGUGUAAGGAGCACCCACGCCUUCGUGUUUUCCAAAUGCACCCACGGCAAAGUUGACAGCGUCCUGGAGACCUUUGACCUUUACACCGACACACACCCCUCCCUCUGCAUCAGCCCACAGAUUGGGGAAGCAUUGGAUGAAGCGGUGAGGCGUGUCCGUCCCUCCCGGGUGUUGGAGCUGGGGAUGCACUGCGGCUACAGUUCUGUCCGCCUGCUGCGUCUGCUGCCCUCUGCUGGCAGACUGAUCACAGUGGAGCUGGACCCGCUCACAGCAGAGCUAGGGGAGGAAAUCAUACUGGUGGCUGGCUUCAAACACUCCCAGUUCCAGGUGUUGACAUCUAGCUCGGCCGAGGCCAUCUUAACUUUGCGUUCAGUUCUUGAGCUUAAUCAAGAAGCUAGUGAAGGGCUCAAUCUGGUACUGAUGGACCAUGACCCCCAGCAGUACCUUCCAGACCUGCUGGCUCUGGAGAGAGAGGAGCUCCUCUGCCCCUCUGGCUGCUCCGUCCUUCUGAUCUACAGGAACCAAAGAGCCGGAGAUCUCAGAGAAAUCCUGAGUUACGUCAGAGCGAGGCCCGACUGCUACUGCAUCAAGUCAACGCUUCAGUUUAUGACAGAGAUUAUCUACCAAAAGGAAAGCAUAAGGGUAGAUAGGGUUAGCAGAAUGUAAAGAUGUGGGUAUGUGCUUUCAGUUUGUGUGUACUAUCUCAACCAGUAGUGUUAAAUACUUAAUCAUCUCUAGUAUUAGACAGUAACAAUUUUUAUUAUUUUCUACAAUUUGUCAAACUGUACUUCUUUUUUCCUUGGAUGACUCGAGUGAAGAAACAAAAUACAAUUGUUUUAAGUUAGAUGUAUUUCAAUAUUGUAAAUAUAUGUAAAACAGUUUUCAUGCUGUAAAGUACUUAAUAAUCUUAAAUAUCUAAUGGUAUUACUGGAAAUAAUUGAAAGAUGAUAUUAAUAUUCCUGCAGCCUUAUUGUAUGGCACCCAAAUGACAAACAUAACGAUUACAAUAACACACAGGUAGAGGAGAUACAAAAUACUACUUAACUUCUGUUGGUAAUAUUAACAAAAUCACAAAGCUGCUUGCACAAUCACUUCUCCCCACAACAAAGGGAACAAAGAAAUGAGUAGAUGUCGAGCACAGGUCAACCACUUGAUGGCGCUCUCUGCUUUUUAAAAGAAUAGGAGCUUAGGCAUUGAACUGGUUUAGACAAAGCAAGCCUUUAAAGGGAGAUGCCACCUAUUUAAAGAAUGGCAUGUUAUUCCUGCACGACACCUCAAUAAAUACUUGUAAACCUUUUUUUUUUGUUGUUGCUGCAAACAGGCCAUUUAACCUUUGAAUUUGUGAUGUAAAUACACCUUAUGUUUCCUGAUUUAUUCAUGACGAAAGAUGAUGAUCCACAGAAACAGUCUUGUUUUGACGCCCACUCCCUCUCGUGCAUGUUGUGAUAUUUACUUCCAAUGUCAAUGUUUACAAUUAAAAAUAAAGCAUUAUUGGGGAAAUUGCUCCCAGUCUUUUUCCCCCUCCUCAUUUUACAAACAUCAGCAUUUCUGCACAACUUGGCCAUAAUGUCAAGAUUAAAUGUUUCAGCAUGCAUUGCAUUUUAAAUGAGAAGAAUCACUGUUGUCCUGUGGGUAGAGCUAAGACAGAGUUUUCCGAAUUUGCUUCUAAUGGCACUGCUGAGCCGUUUAUAGCAGCUCGAAAGCCAUUACUAUGGUUUAGAGACAAUUUAGUGCAGCAUUUAAAUAA
Messenger RNA from Perca fluviatilis (European perch), 2109 nucleotides. Its product is annotated as catechol O-methyltransferase-like. Bases 231 to 1028 code for a protein of 265 amino acids. Lineage: Eukaryota; Metazoa; Chordata; Actinopteri; Perciformes; Percidae. Gene Ontology annotation, molecular function: catechol O-methyltransferase activity. The transcript is spliced from 5 exons. The record is from RefSeq and is a predicted model, not a curated record. Gene Ontology annotation, biological process: developmental process; dopamine metabolic process; catecholamine catabolic process.